AUGGCGUCUGCCGGCACUACGUCGCCCUCGAAACCACAACAACAUCAAAACCAAAACCACCAGCAAAUGAGUCCACCGCAGCAGCAGCAUCCGUCUCCUGCUGCUAAUCCUGCAUCCCCGCCUAGCAGGCGAGAUCUGAAGUCGUGGUGGAAGGCUUUCCAAACUCGGUCGAGGCACCAAGAAUCCCAAGAGUCCCAACCUAAGGGUAUAUUUGGUGUCCCUCUACGACAAAGCAUCACAUACGCGAACGUCGCCAUCUCGCUUGUCGACGAGGACGGUCAAAGCUAUAUAUACGGAUACGUACCAAUUGUAGUGGCUAAAUGUGGUGUUUUUCUAAAAGAGAAAGCUACGGGCGUAGAGGGAAUUUUCCGUCUUAGCGGCUCCGAGAAGCGCAUCAAGGAACUGAAAAUACAAUUCGACUCACCUGAUCGAUAUGGCAAAGGUCUCGUGUGGGAUGGAUAUACGGUUCACGAUGCUGCUAACGUCCUUCGACGAUAUUUGAAUGACCUACCUGAACCCGUAGUUCCGCUAGAUUUAUACGAGCGAUUUCGAGAUCCCUUACGCGGACACACAAAGCAAGCCGUCGGCGACACGGAGGGUACUCAACUUGUCGAGGAUUUCGACGAAGCUGAGGCUAUAGAAAAGUAUCAACAGCUGAUUAAGGAACUACCCCCGCUUAACCGACAACUGCUCUUGUAUAUUCUGGAUCUGCUUGCGGUAUUUGCCGCCAAGGCCGACGAGAAUCGGAUGACAGCUCAAAAUCUAGCUGCUAUCUUUCAACCUGGAAUGCUUUCGCAUCCGCAACAUGCCAUGGCGCCAGAGGAGUACCGACUUAACCAAUGUGUUAUUAUUUUCUUGAUUGAAAAUCAGGAUCACUUCUUAAUCGGUAUGCAAGGCACAGGCACGGAUGAGAGGACUAAACAAGAAAUUGAAAAGGGCCCACCGACGGUUGUAACACCCGCUACACCGAACCGCAACACUGGCGUUGCAAGGUCUGCCUCCAAUGCUAGCGCCGGCGCUGAGAGCGUCAGUAGGGAUGGUAAGAUUCGGCGGAAUCGUUCUACAUCGUCGCGGCACUCGGUUCACUCUAACGGUGCUUCCACACCUGGUAGCCCUGCUCUAACGCCGAAUGGUGGAUUGGGAAGAAGUAAUACAGUUCCGUCUAAGAAGUCGCCUCAUAUUCCUUCUGGAAAAUUCCAGCCUCGGCAGAGCUCGCCUAGUGUCUCGGUAGCACCAGCUUCGCCCUCGCCCGCUGGUUCUAACGUAGGUGCACCGCCGACUGUAGCUGAAGAAGCGCCAACCGUGGCUGAACAGUCUCCUGCGACAUCGCAGCACCUAACUCCGAUGGCGGCAGGGUCGCAUUCUGCCGGAAGAAGCCAAGAAAGAUUAUUAGGUCCUCCUGCCGAUAUCAUAACCCCUCUAAGGGAAAGGAACCUCCAGAGUAUUUUCCAGCGAUCCCAGGCUGCGGAAGGUGAAAAGCGCCAGCCCAACAAGCUACGCAAAAAGCGAUUACCUAGUAGUACCAACCCCAGUGCCCAGAGUUCGACCGCCUCACUUCCUCACUCGGAGGCAGUUUCUCCGAUUCAUGAAUCUUCGAAUCCGAUAGAACAGAAAGCUCUUCACCCAGGUCCUACUAACACGGAGAAUAGUACUUCUAUAGAGACACCGUCAGAGCCUACGCCUCGGGCGUCCCAGGUGCCAUCUGCGAGCGCCGCACAUGGUGAUUCGGAGAACGAUAAUACGCUCAAGGCAAAGACCUCGCCGUCAACAUCCCUACACUCGUCGUACAACGACGGGUCUGAUGUAGACCAGGCAGAAGGUGGCGCGCCUGUCUCUUCUCCGGAUGCCGCCGAGAAAAGAAAGGAACAUCGAUGGCGUAUAUCUCGACGAAAGGAGGAUUUCUCCAGCGAACAUGGUCACAACCUGGGUUAUAAUUCCCACGCCGAGUUAAGCACCUCUUCUAUUGGGAGUGGUCAAAGGCCGCGAAAGAGCUGGACAGGCGAAUCCUCAGAUGUGGCGGCAACACUAGCGGAAAGCGAAGCCGGAAGUAGAGAGAAGGAAGACUCGAAGGGUCCCAUCGGAUGGAUUAAGAACAAGUAUCGGGAAGCGAAAGAAAACGUGGAGGUUAAGCGCACGAAGUCCCCUCCGAGAGAUCAAGUACAGGCCUUUCUAGCCUCGGGAAGGAGUGCAGAAACUAUGGGAAGCAUAGACGAAAAAGGAGCGCCCACAGGUCCGAGCUCGGUUCGUGUUGCGACACCUGAGAUAAACUCGGUACGCGAGCCGCGUGAACCGCACGAAAUCCCGUUGCCAAGUUCUCCGCCGCCAACUCGAACGACGCACGACGAGAAGCCUUCGCACCCCUAG
Molecule: messenger RNA, 2364 nt
Organism: Daldinia childiae
Lineage: Eukaryota; Fungi; Ascomycota; Sordariomycetes; Xylariales; Hypoxylaceae
Product: Rho-GTPase-activating protein 5
Exons: 3
Coding region: 1-2364 (787 amino acids)
Biological process (GO): signal transduction; regulation of fungal-type cell wall organization; activation of GTPase activity
Cellular component (GO): cell cortex
Molecular function (GO): GTPase activator activity
Source: RefSeq, a predicted model, not a curated record